Messenger RNA from Dioszegia hungarica, 2589 nucleotides. RefSeq lists its product as uncharacterized. The record is from RefSeq and is a predicted model, not a curated record. The transcript has 6 exons. The coding region runs from base 1 to 2589 and encodes 862 amino acids. Lineage: Eukaryota; Fungi; Basidiomycota; Tremellomycetes; Tremellales; Bulleribasidiaceae.
AUGAGCCCAGCGCAGCCUCGGCGCGCCGUCUACUGCCACAGCGUGCGCCGUCUGAACCUCUCACCCCUCUGGCCGCCCUGCUCUCGCACAAAAUUACCACCGCCGGCGUUAUUCGACCCGGACGAGCUCCUCCGGAAAACCAUGCAAUGGCGCAAGAAGUUCCCUCAUCUUCAGACUAUCUCAUAUCGCCAUCCUGUGAGCGACCAGGAGGACACGUACACCGUCUCGCUCAGCGGCGACAAGAUCCGGGUCGAGGUGGAGACUUGUGUCAGGUUGUUCCACCCGGUGUACUUCCUUCGCAGCCCCUACCCUCUUCUACCACCUAUACCCACGCCAUACUACACCCACCCUCCAGGACUUGUAAUCGACCAUCGCAUCCGUCUAGUCAUGGUUGACGAUCACCUCACCGGGCCUCUCGAUCCUGACCAGGACGAGGUGGCGAGGCAUACCGCCGAAUCUUGCGGACCUCCCGCCCCUCAGCCGUCUCUUGAGGAGCUGGUCUCACUCUUCGAGACCCGAGCGUCACGCGGCUGCGUGCCCCUCAGCGGUCUCACCUUCCCCUCGUGCCCCACCCCUUACACGCUGGAACGGUUCCGCCAAAUCGCCAACAUCGUCGGUACAGGUCUGCGCCAAGUCAUCGUCCCGGUCAAUAUGCUCCGGGACCUCGGCGGCUUCCAGGUAGCCAGCUCGGCUCUGGAUUCAGCAUUCCCAAAGCUGGAAUCUUUCCAUAUACGGGGCGAAUUGGUCGAAGGUGACGGACUAUCUCCCACCUCGCUCUUGACCGUCAUGCAGAACCUGUACCGGUUCACCAUCGACAAGCAUACGGGCCCGCUAUCUGCCAUGGAAUUGGCCGUGGCCGUCCGGAAUCUCGGAUCCGCCAAGACUUUGUACACCUACACAUCUGAUCGUCCAGUUACGCAGCGCAAGUUGACUUUUCACGAAUUCGUCCACAUGGCUAGAUUCCAUGAUACACAUGAAGUCUUCGUCGAAGGAUAUCUGGAACAAGCCGCUAGGCAGUAUGGGGCUCUGUACCGGGUGGAUUGGGAGAGCAAGAUUGAUCAGCUGGAGCUGGAGCAGAUUGUCAGCGGGGCUGUUUCCACAAGCGUCUCACCUCGCAGAAGUACGGUGGAUUUGCCCGUCCGGCGAGUCACUCGUUCGAAGCGACUCGCUCCGUCAAACACUCAGCCCUGCCCCGCCCCCUCAUCCCUUUCUGACCUCUCGAGCUCUCCCUCCGCCGCGGUCCAAAAGGUCCUCUGCACUCCGGAGCUGGCCUUCUUGAUCCUCAAUCAGGUGGAUCAACGUACGCUAGCUGGGAUGCUGCGUUUGCAGAAAAGGAUGACAAUACCGGUAGCUGAGGUGCUAUAUGGAGAGGUCCACAUCUCCCGUGUAUCUCGGAUGUCGAGGGCCAAGCCUAGACGGGCAGCGCUUUGCGACGUCGUCCGGACUAUCAACCUCUCUCCCUUCUCCCCCGCCGACCCUGCAUCGCGGCGAAAGCCAAAACCCCAUCCCUUCCGCUUCGAUGCCCAUCAGCUAGCUAAGAAUAUCGCCGUAUGGAAGAAGAAAUUCCCCUCGCUCAGCACCAUUCUCUACCGGUAUCCCCUGGAUGACGAAGCCGACGCCUUUGUCGUCCAUCUCUCCGGCGAGACCAUUCAUGUCGAGCUGGAGAGCCAGGUCAGGCUUCAAUACCCCGACACGUUUACAAUGCCCCCUCCGUCGCUCCCGGAAACGCCCGCGCUUUCGCCGCCGUUACAUCUCAAACACAACAUCGCCAUACACGUCUCUCCGCGGCCAUGGGGGGAGGACGCCUAUCAUCCACCAAGGAUGAUGGAGCGCGUUCAAGAAUACCAGCGGUUGAUGUACGGAGCGGACUCGGACGGGCGUAUCACCAGCAUCAACGAUACGUGCCUCGACUCGGACAUGCACGCCUCGCCGGAACAACUCCUCUCCUUCCUCGCAUCGCGUGCCUCGCGCGGCUGUGACCCCAUCACCGGUAUCCGCUUCCCUUCCUCCCCCACACCAUACACACUCGAGCGGUUCCAUCAAAUGGCGUCGGCCAUCGGCUCGGGCCUCCGCACUCUCGCCAUCUCAGUUGAUGUCAUGCAGAGUAUCGGCGGUCUCCACUUUGCCAUAUCGGAACUGGACAAGGCAUUCCCCGCGCUGGAGGUCUUGACGAUCCGCGGUGCCACGAUGGAGAGCGACGGAGUGUCCCCGGACACACCGUUGGUCGGUAUGGUGAAUUUGCGUAGCUUCAGCCACGAAGUGUGCGAAGGGGUAACCCUUCUGGAGCAUGCUCAAGGUGUGCAGGGUUUGGGAUCAAGGCGCACCUCGUUCUAUCUCUUGUUUCAAGAUGAUCCUCCUGGGCAAGGGCGGCUCACCAGUUAUAAUGCGGUCGUACAACUCGGCAAGGAAUACCACGAGGGAGUCAUGGCCAUCCGGCGAGAGAUAUCGGAGCUGGAGAGGAGGCUUCUACUUGAGGUUGACGCUGGCUCGAAGGAGAAGAUGACGACGGAGCUUCGACUGCUGAGGGAGUUCACAUCAACCUCGCUCAUGGAGAAGAUUAAACAGGUCAAACCGAAAACAGAUAGUUAG